UCCUGCGAGCAGCGAGCGCUCUCUGACCAGCAGGAAUCUGUUCGCCUUUUCUGCGGAGAUUUAAAGGAAUUUGUGUUUUUUUUUUUCCUGUCGUAUUCAGAGCUGCACGUUUGGGAGUUUUGGGUGGGCGGACGCUUGGGAGGGAUGAAAACUUGAGAAGGCGACGCAUGACAUCUCCCCUGCCUCCGAAUGAGGAGUUUGUAGAAAGACCUGACUCGACGACGCUCUCGGGAGAGCAGAUGGAGGGACCAGAAAGUAAUCGUUACUGUGCGGGCUGUGGAGUGAAGAUUCAAGACUCGUUUCACAUGAAGGUUCUGCAGGACACCUGGCACAACGCCUGCUUUCAAUGCUCCGUCUGCUCGGACCACCUGACUAACUGGUACUAUGAGAAGGAUGGCAAACUCUACUGUCAGAAACACUACUGGGAGAGGUUUGGAGAGCUCUGCCACGGCUGCUCUCUCCUCAUGACUGGACCUGCGAUGGUGGCCGGAGAGCACAAGUACCACCCCGAGUGCUUUGUGUGUCUGAGUUGCAAAGUAGUGAUUGAGGACAGGGAUACUUAUGCUUUAGUGGAGCGUUCGAAACUCUACUGUGGAAAGUGCUACAAGCAGGUGAUCCUCACGCCCGUGUUGGAGAAACGCUCUCCCGACUCGGCCCUUGACUCUCUGCCGCACACGGUCACCCUCAUCUCGAUGCCGUCCGCAGCCAACGGCAAGAGGGGCUUCUCCGCGUCAGUGCUGAGGGAUGUCAACGGCUUGGCAAGCGUCCAGGUCAAAGAGGUCAGAGGGAUGCUUAUUAGUCCAGAGGUGCGUAAUGCCAUCCAUGUUGGAGACCGAAUCCUGGAGAUCAAUGGCCUUCCUGUUGGGACUUUGAUGGAGGACCAGGUGGACCAUCUCAUUCAUCGUACCAGUCACACACUGCAGCUGCUUCUGGAGUACGACCCAGUCAGGCAACGCUUAGACCGCCUCAGACUGGGAACACCCACCAACCAGCUGGGAGUCCCGGCCACCUCCCGCAUGCGUUUGUCCUCACCAUCUGAUGCGGUCCUGGAGAGAACAGAUGUGGUGGAUGACGGCACACUGAAAAGAAGGUCUUUGAGACGCAGUAACAGCAUAUGUAAGUCUCCUGGUCCAAAUUCUCCAAAAGAGUCCCCCUUCAUUGCAAAAGAUAUCUGCCGCUCUGAAUCCUUGAGAUCCUCCAGUAGCUGCUCUCAUCGUAUUUUCCGGCCAUGUGACCUCAUACAUGGCGAGAUCUUGGGAAAGGGCUUUUUUGGACAGGCUAUCAAGGUGACUCAUAAAGCCACGGGAGAGGUGAUGGUGAUGAAGGAGCUGAUCCGCUGCGAUGAGGAGACACAAAAAACGUUCCUGAAGGAGGUCAAAGUAAUGCGGAGUCUCGACCAUCCCCACGUUUUGAAGUUCAUCGGCGUGCUGUACAAGGACAAGAGGCUCAAUUUGAUUACCGAGUUUAUUGAGGGCGGCACCCUUAAGGAUUUCAUCAGAGAUAUGGAUUCGUUUCCAUGGGAACAAAGGGUGAGCUUUGCGAAGAGCAUCGCCUCUGGCAUGGCAUACCUUCACUCGAUGAGCAUCAUCCACAGAGACCUCAAUUCUCACAACUGCCUGGUUAAACUGGACAACACUGUAGUCGUCGCUGACUUUGGACUUUCUCGACUCAUAGUAGAGGAGAAAGUUAAACCUCCUCCUGAAAAACCUUCCAAUAAGAAGAGGUUGUUCAGACGUAUUGAUCGAAAGAAGCGGUACACUGUUGUGGGAAACCCUUACUGGAUGGCUCCAGAAAUGCUAAAUGGUAAACGCUAUGAUGAGAAGGUGGACAUUUUCUCCUAUGGAAUAGUUCUUUGUGAGAUAAUAGGGAAGGUCUAUGCAGACCCCGAGUGCCUCCCCAGGACUCUGGACUUUGGUCUCAAUGUUGGCAAGUUUGUGGAGAAGUUCCUCCCUGAAGACUGUCCACAAGCUUUCUUCCCGCUGGCGGUGGCCUGUUGUGACCUGACACCAGACAACCGUCCACCUUUCCAGAAGCUUGAGGACUGGUUUGAAGCUCUUUCACUCAACCAGGAGCUGAAAAUCCCCCUGCCAGCUGAACUGGAGGAACUGCAUCAGAGUCUGAGUCGACUCUACUGGUCUAAAGAUCCAAUCCAAGGCUCCGAUCAGCCGUUAACCCCAACGGCUGCGUCUCCCGUCUGCUCCACCUUGAACAACAGUGACACCUAAGAGUUGUACUUGCCUGGCCUAUAAUUUACCUUUCGGUGAUGCCUUGUAACUGCUGCACUAAUACUGAGGAUGAGAAAAAGAGGAAACCUGUGAUGAACCGGGGCCCUAGUAGAACUGGAUAACAUGGCGGUAGCUGGACCAGUUGCCCCGUCCAGAACCGUAACUCUUGAGUGCCUCUGAACUGCAUUGAGAGUCGGACGUUGCAUUUCAAAACAAUAAGUGUUAAUAACAAAUUUCUUUUACUUUGCCAAGGCCCCAUUUAACAACAUGGGUCUGUUCUUUAUGUUUACAGUGUACAAAGAAACAAGUUUAAGUAGUUAAUUCCCCAUGAACAAGAAUCUUUGUAAGGUAGAGGACUCUGUUCUCACGUGAUAGCCGUUUUGUUUUUCUUUGCUUGAAGUUGUCUGUGUGACACACACGUCAGUCCAUGCCCUCAAAGUGGCCUCACCUGAGCAGCAGAGAAAACAAAGAUCUCUGACAGUCGACCCAGAAUGCUGGGAAUGUUGGAAGCCUUUUCAUCUCGAGCAUAACAUUUUAAAAUAUCCAAAAAAAUCGAGCCGAACGAUAAAUAAAAAAAGGUUGUUUGUUUUUUCAGUUUGAGGGAGUAAUUUUAGAAAAAGGAGGAUUCAGAAAAAUCCAAAAUGCCUGCAUGAUGAUCCAGGUUUCUUAUUGAUUUUAAACAUCCAGUGCCUUGAUGUCAAAAACCACAAAGCAACAUGUUUUACUCUUGGUAGCAUUCUUUUCAAUUAUAUUUUCUGUUUGUCUAAGACAAGUGGAAAAACGGCAAUCCUAAUGAGCUCGAGGUCGGUGUCCUCUUUCCAUCGUACAUUAUCCAAGAGUCUUGCCGUCUUGUAUCUGUCUUUCAGUAGCGUCGUCCUGUUUGGUCUUCAGCUGUAGAGGUCUGCUUAAUUCAGAGUGCAGCGUACGGUACGGGCUGAGGCAACCACUUCAGAUUUCUCCAGCUCAGCCUCAAUCUUAAUAACAGUUUCUGAUCUCGUCAAAAAGACUGGCCAGGAUUACAAACUAAUACCACAUGGAAAUGAAAGCCCUUGGAGGAAGGCUGAAGCACACAGGCUCAAAUAAAACAUGCAAAUCCCUCAGAGCCGAGAUUCAAACCAGGAGCCGACGUGUUCAGAGGCAACUGUGCGACCUGCUGCACUCAUUGUUCCUUUAAGUAAAACCAUCAUGUUUUGGUUGAUUCAGGCCCAGAUAACACUUAAGAUGAAGCAGAAGCGCUGCCUUUUUGUGGAUGACUUAAUUCAAUUUGAUCAAAAUUGUUGUCAGUUUCUGUCUCUGAGGUACAUUUUUUGUACACUAUAAAGAAUCGCUCUACCGGUUGUGUGUUUGGGAUUUGUACCAAUAUAUUUGUAUUGUACACAACUUGUUCCUUUUGUAUUUGUCACUGAGGAUGUUUUAAGUUCUGUACUGACAAGUCGGGGGUUGGAUGAACACUGAACAGCACUGGGGGCGGAGCGCAGAGCUUCAAGGAAGCAGAAGUAACCUGAAAAGGGCUGUUGGGGAAUCACGUGUACCACAAAUCUCAUUUUUGUCACAUCUAUUUUUUUUUUUUUGA
Molecule: messenger RNA, 3798 nt
Organism: Cololabis saira (Pacific saury)
Lineage: Eukaryota; Metazoa; Chordata; Actinopteri; Beloniformes; Belonidae
Gene: limk2
Product: LIM domain kinase 2
Biological process (GO): protein phosphorylation; actin cytoskeleton organization
Cellular component (GO): cytoplasm; nucleus
Molecular function (GO): protein serine/threonine kinase activity; protein binding; ATP binding
Source: RefSeq, a predicted model, not a curated record